GGGACCAGGAGCGAGUCGGACUUGGUGUUCAGACUGCGCUACACGACAGGACCAGGUCCGUCCCGGUACUGUGGACGGUUCCGUUCGGCUGGUUCUGACCCGGAGAAGCCGCCUGAGAGCUGAGUGUUGAUCUGGGCCCGGCCGAGACCUCGGACCCGGUCCAGUCUAUGAGGGAUCGGGGACACAUCGUUGCAGUCCGUCUGGACUCGGUUCCGACGACUGGAUCCGGAUUGGCGCGAGCCCUGCAUCAGUACCAUGACUGAGCCUGGACCCAGGUUGCUCCCCACAUAGAGGUCACGUCACCUCUGCUGAACGUCGGGUCCAGAGAAUGCUGGGAAUGUGUCGCGGACGCAGGAAGUUCCUGGUGGCCUCCCUCGCCCUGGUCUUUGUCCCGGCACUCACUUGGCUUUAUCUGUCAGUUGGGAGUUUUCAAGUCAAGCCCCUCCCCCUCUCGCCAUUGGAAACGCAGCCUUCCCUGGCAGGUGGUGGAGGUGGGGAGCGCCAAGCGUUAGAGCUGCGGGUUCGGGCGGUGGAGGAGGAGAACCGGGCUCUGCGCCGAGAGCUCAGCCGGCCACCCAAGAGCCCGGUGGUACGCCUUCCCGGUAGUGGUCACCAUGGCAACCAAAGCCGAACUCAUUCAGAGGAGGGCACUGGAGACAACGAAGUCCAAAAAGCCCCAGCAGUGGGAAAUGUGUCCGAGUGUGUGCAGCAGCCAGCGGUGGAUAAGUGUGAGACUAUCCAUGUAGCCAUCGUGUGUGCCGGAUACAAUGCCAGCCGGGAUGUGGUGACGCUGGUUAAAUCCGUCCUCUUCCACAGGAGGAACCCUCUGCACUUCCAUUUCAUCACUGACUCCAUCGCGCAGCAGAUCCUGGCCUCGCUCUUCCACACUUGGAUGGUUCCCGCAGUCCGGGUCAACUUCUACGACGCAGAUGAACUGAAGUCGGAGGUGUCGUGGAUUCCCAACAAGCAUUACUCUGGAAUCUACGGCCUGAUGAAGCUGGUGCUCACCAAGACGCUGCCGGCUGACCUGCACAGAGUCAUCGUUCUGGACACUGACAUCACCUUCGCCACUGACAUCGCCGAACUCUGGGCUGUUUUCCACAAGUUCAAAGGUCAGCAGGUUCUGGGUCUGGUGGAGAACCAGAGUGACUGGUACUUGGGGAACCUGUGGAAGAACCAUCGCCCCUGGCCAGCGCUGGGGCGAGGCUUCAACACUGGGGUGAUUCUGCUUCUCCUCGAUCGUCUGCGGAAGCUGCGAUGGGAGCAGAUGUGGAGGUUGACUGCAGAGCGAGAACUAAUGAGCAUGCUGUCAACGUCCCUGGCUGACCAGGACAUCUUCAACGCUGUGAUCAAACAGAAUCCCUUCCUGGUUCACCAGCUGCCGUGUUUCUGGAAUGUCCAGCUGUCGGACCACACGCGCUCUGAGAAGUGCUACAGAGACGUGUCCGACCUGAAGGUCAUCCACUGGAACUCUCCAAAGAAGCUGCGAGUGAAGAACAAACACGUAGAGUUUUUCCGGAACCUCUAUCUGACCUUUCUGGAGUACGACGGUAACCUGCUGCGCCGUGAGCUGUUUGGCUGUCCCAGCGAACCCGACCACAUCAGUGAGAACCUCCAGAAGACUCUGUCUGAGCUGGACGAAGAUGAUCCGUGCUAUGAGUUCCACAGAGAGCGUUUCACUGUCCAUCGGACCCACCUGUAUUUCCUGCAUUAUGAGUAUGAACCCAGCUCUGACAACACAGACGUGACCCUAGUGGCCCAGCUCUCCAUGGACAGGCUCCAGAUGUUGGAGGCCAUUUGUAAGCACUGGGAGGGGCCCAUCAGCUUGGCCCUGUACCUGUCCGAUGCCGAGGCCCAGCAGUUCCUGCGCUACGCUCAGGGCUCUGAGGUGCUGAUGAGUCGAGGGAACGUCGGCUAUCACAUUGUUUACAAAGAGGGCCAGUUCUACCCGGUUAACCUGCUGAGAAACGUGGCCAUGAGGCAGGUCAGCACGCCGUACAUGUUCCUGUCAGACAUCGACUUCCUGCCUAUGUACGGCCUUUACGAGUACCUCAGGAAGUCUGUGGUGCAGCUGGACAUGGCCAACAGCAAGAAGGCACUGGUGGUUCCAGCCUUUGAGACGCUGCGCUAUCGCCUCUCCUACCCCAAAUCUAAAGCGGAGCUGCUGUCUCAGCUGGACAUGGGGACCCUGUUCACCUUCAGGUACCAUGUCUGGACCAAAGGUCACGCACCAACUAACUUUGCCAAGUGGAGGACAGCCACCACGCCCUACCGGGUCCAGUGGGAAGCUGACUUCGAACCCUAUGUCAUGGUGAGGAGGGACAGUCCAGAGUAUGACCGCCGUUUUGUGGGCUUCGGCUGGAACAAGGUGGCUCACAUCAUGGAGCUGGAUGCACAGGUAAUAGAUCUGAUCCUCUUCCACGCCUGCUGA
Thalassophryne amazonica is the source of this 2431-nucleotide messenger RNA. RefSeq names its product LARGE xylosyl- and glucuronyltransferase 1 (gene large1). The transcript has 14 exons. The record is from RefSeq and is a predicted model, not a curated record. NCBI's taxonomy places the organism in Eukaryota, Metazoa, Chordata, Actinopteri, Batrachoidiformes, Batrachoididae. Gene Ontology annotation, biological process: protein O-linked glycosylation via mannose. Bases 329 to 2431 code for a protein of 700 amino acids. Gene Ontology annotation, molecular function: xylosyltransferase activity; glucuronosyltransferase activity.